Molecule: messenger RNA, 345 nt
Organism: Ostertagia ostertagi
Lineage: Eukaryota; Metazoa; Nematoda; Chromadorea; Rhabditida; Trichostrongylidae
Source: the annotation of a GenBank genome assembly
AUGAAGUUCCUCCUUACUUCCGAGGCAACCUUUUCGAAGCCUUUGGUUCUUACAAAAGGAAAGCCUUUGUUCAGAUGGAUUGUGAUUGGGCCAGCUCGUUCGGGGACCAACAUCCAUAUUGAUCCUCUUGGAACAAGCGCCUGGAAUGCUCUGAUUCAUGGUCAUAAACGAUGGGUCUUCAUUCAUCCGGAUGCACCACGCGAUCUUGUGCGAAUUCCGAAAGACCAACGUGGUAUCCACGCAAAAGAGGCCGUCACAUGGUUCUCUACCGUAUACAAACGUAUCUGUGACCAACGUAGCUGUAUACGGCAGUACACUAGCCCGUUUCGAAAAUAUCGGUAUUAG